UUAAAAUCUAGACUUUUGUAUUCAUGAGCAAAUCAACAACGUUCCAGUUUUACGUAAAACUGAGUAAUUGCCUCAAUUUUCAUAUGAAUAACAAACAUAAUUUUAAUACUUCUUAAAUAUUAAAUAAAAGUGAGUAAACUAAACUAGCCCCACUUGCAAUAUUUCAUACAUAGAUCAAAAAUACAUUAACAUCACAAAUCAAUUUGAUGUUUAAUUUUUCCCUCGUGAAUGGGUAAUUUUAUACGAUGGCAACCGUCCUGAAAUGGAAAGUAUUCGCCCGUCUCUUUCACACAACAAUCGUAUUGGUUGAACACAAUUGACAUUCUGGAACGUUCCCUUAAUUCUGUGUUCUGAUUGGCCGUAUCGAGGGAGUGGUAGAAAACUCUCGAAUUUCAUUUGUUGACUAUAUAAGAGCCGAGCGGUCGGCGCGAACUCAGAAUUAUUUGAAACGCGAUACAAAGCAGACGAAGAGAGUUCGGUGCAAACCGAGGAGUUUGAGUUUACUAGACUCGCAACGCAAGUUUAUUCAACGUUAUUGUUAUUACUUAUUGAGUGUGAAGAGAAUUAGUGAGUGAGAAGACAAACAAAAUGCCAGCCAUUGGAAUAGAUCUGGGUACCACAUACUCGUGCGUCGGCGUGUGGCAGCACGGCAACGUGGAGAUCAUCGCCAACGACCAGGGCAACCGCACCACACCAUCCUAUGUGGCCUUCACGGACACGGAGCGCCUCAUCGGAGACGCAGCCAAGAACCAGGUCGCCCUCAACCCCAACAACACGGUGUUCGACGCCAAGCGACUGAUCGGAAGGAAAUUCGACGACCCCAAGAUCCAGGCAGACAUGAAACACUGGCCCUUCAGGGUGGUCAGCGACUGCGGCAAACCGAAGAUCCAAGUGGAGUUCAAGGGGGAAACGAAACGGUUCGCGCCCGAGGAGAUCAGCAGCAUGGUGCUGACGAAGAUGAAGGAGACGGCGGAAGCUUACCUCGGAACGACAGUACGCGACGCGGUGAUCACAGUGCCGGCGUACUUCAACGACUCUCAGCGCCAGGCCACCAAGGACGCGGGAGCCAUCGCCGGGCUGAACGUGCUCAGGAUCAUCAACGAGCCCACAGCCGCUGCGCUCGCGUACGGCCUCGACAAGAACCUCAAGGGCGAGAGGAACGUCCUCAUCUUCGACCUCGGCGGCGGAACGUUCGACGUGUCGAUCCUGACCAUCGACGAAGGCUCGUUGUUCGAAGUGAGGGCGACGGCGGGCGACACGCAUCUCGGAGGCGAGGACUUCGACAACAGAUUGGUGAACCAUCUCGCGGACGAGUUCAAGCGCAAGUACAAGAAGGACAUGCGCAUGAAUCCUCGCGCACUGCGCCGCCUCCGCACAGCCGCCGAGCGCGCUAAGCGCACGCUGUCGUCCAGCACCGAAGCCACCAUCGAGAUCGACGCGCUCUACGAGGGAAUCGACUUCUACACUCGCGUGUCCCGCGCGCGCUUCGAAGAGCUCAACGCAGACCUGUUCCGAGGCACCCUCGAGCCGGUCGAGAAGGCGCUCAAGGACGCCAAGAUGGACAAGAGCCAGAUCCACGACGUCGUCCUCGUCGGAGGCUCCACCAGGAUCCCGAAGGUGCAGAGUCUGCUGCAGAACUUCUUCUGCGGCAAGAAGCUGAACCUCUCCAUCAACCCGGACGAGGCGGUCGCGUACGGCGCGGCCGUCCAGGCGGCCAUCCUGAGCGGCGAGCAAGACUCGAAGAUCCAGGACGUGUUGCUGGUGGACGUGGCCCCUCUGUCCCUCGGCAUCGAAACCGCCGGCGGCGUGAUGACGAAGAUCAUCGAGCGCAACUGUAAGAUCCCGUGCAAGCAGUCGCAGACGUUCACCACGUACUCGGACAACCAGCCGGCGGUCACGAUCCAAGUGUACGAGGGCGAGCGAGCGAUGACCAAGGACAACAACCUGCUGGGCACGUUCGACUUGACCGGCAUCCCGCCCGCGCCGCGCGGCGUCCCUAAGAUCGACGUCACCUUCGACCUGGACGCGAACGGCAUCCUCAACGUGUCGGCCAAAGAGAACAGCACCGGCCGAAGCAAGAACAUCGUGAUCAAGAACGACAAGGGACGCCUGUCGCAGGCCGAGAUCGAGCGCAUGCUCGCCGAGGCCGAGAAGUACAAGGAUGAGGACGAGAAGCAGAGGCAGCGCGUAGCGUCUCGGAACCAGCUCGAGUCGUACGUGUUCAGCGUGAAGCAGGCGCUGGACGAGGCCGGAGACAAGCUCUCGGAACAGGACAAGAGCACGGCGAGGGACGCGUGCGACGACGCGCUCAAGUGGCUCGACAACAACACGCUGGCGGAGCAGGAGGAGUACGAGCACAAGCUGAAGGACGUGCAGCGCGUCUGCUCGCCCGUCAUGGCCAAGAUGCACGGCGCGGGCGCGCAGGGAGCGGGCGGGAUGCCUGGUGGCAUGCCCGGUGGCUACCAACAGAGCAUUCCUCCAGGCAUUCCUCCAGGCAUGCCACCAGGCAUUCCUCCAGGCAUUCCUCCAGGCAUGCCACCAGGCAUGCCACCAGGCAUACCGGCCGCUCCCUGCGCGCCCGCGCCGUGCAUCUUGGCCAUGACGGGCGAGCAGACGCGCUGCACGUCCUUCAGCUUGUGCUCGUACUCCUCCUGCUCCGCCAGCGUGUUGUUGUCGAGCCACUUGAGCGCGUCGUCGCACGCGUCCCUCGCCGUGCUCUUGUCCUGUUCCGAGAGCUUGUCUCCGGCCUCGUCCAGCGCCUGCUUCACGCUGAACACGUACGACUCGAGCUGGUUCCGAGACGCUACGCGCUGCCUCUGCUUCUCGUCCUCAUCCUUGUACUUCUCGGCCUCGGCGAGCAUGCGCUCGAUCUCGGCCUGCGACAGGCGUCCCUUGUCGUUCUUGAUCACGAUGUUCUUGCUUCGGCCGGUGCUGUUCUCUUUGGCCGACACGUUGAGGAUGCCGUUCGCGUCCAGGUCGAAGGUGACGUCGAUCUUAGGGACGCCGCGCGGCGCGGGCGGGAUGCCGGUCAAGUCGAACGUGCCCAGCAGGUUGUUGUCCUUGGUCAUCGCUCGCUCGCCCUCGUACACUUGGAUCGUGACCGCCGGCUGGUUGUCCGAGUACGUGGUGAACGUCUGCGACUGCUUGCACGGGAUCUUACAGUUGCGCUCGAUGAUCUUCGUCAUCACGCCGCCGGCGGUUUCGAUGCCGAGGGACAGAGGGGCCACGUCCACCAGCAACACGUCCUGGAUCUUCGAGUCUUGCUCGCCGCUCAGGAUGGCCGCCUGGACGGCCGCGCCGUACGCGACCGCCUCGUCCGGGUUGAUGGAGAGGUUCAGCUUCUUGCCGCAGAAGAAGUUCUGCAGCAGACUCUGCACCUUCGGGAUCCUGGUGGAGCCUCCGACGAGGACGACGUCGUGGAUCUGGCUCUUGUCCAUCUUGGCGUCCUUGAGCGCCUUCUCGACCGGCUCGAGGGUGCCUCGGAACAGGUCUGCGUUGAGCUCUUCGAAGCGCGCGCGGGACACGCGAGUGUAGAAGUCGAUUCCCUCGUAGAGCGCGUCGAUCUCGAUGGUGGCUUCGGUGCUGGACGACAGCGUGCGCUUAGCGCGCUCGGCGGCUGUGCGGAGGCGGCGCAGUGCGCGAGGAUUCAUGCGCAUGUCCUUCUUGUACUUGCGCUUGAACUCGUCCGCGAGAUGGUUCACCAAUCUGUUGUCGAAGUCCUCGCCUCCGAGAUGCGUGUCGCCCGCCGUCGCCCUCACUUCGAACAACGAGCCUUCGUCGAUGGUCAGGAUCGACACGUCGAACGUUCCGCCGCCGAGGUCGAAGAUGAGGACGUUCCUCUCGCCCUUGAGGUUCUUGUCGAGGCCGUACGCGAGCGCAGCGGCUGUGGGCUCGUUGAUGAUCCUGAGCACGUUCAGCCCGGCGAUGGCUCCCGCGUCCUUGGUGGCCUGGCGCUGAGAGUCGUUGAAGUACGCCGGCACUGUGAUCACCGCGUCGCGUACUGUCGUUCCGAGGUAAGCUUCCGCCGUCUCCUUCAUCUUCGUCAGCACCAUGCUGCUGAUCUCCUCGGGCGCGAACCGUUUCGUUUCCCCUUGAACUCCACUUGGAUCUUCGGUUUGCCGCAGUCGCUGACCACCCUGAAGGGCCAGUGUUUCAUGUCUGCCUGGAUCUUGGGGUCGUCGAAUUUCCUUCCGAUCAGUCGCUUGGCGUCGAACACCGUGUUGUUGGGGUUGAGGGCGACCUGGUUCUUGGCUGCGUCUCCGAUGAGGCGCUCCGUGUCCGUGAAGGCCACAUAGGAUGGUGUGGUGCGGUUGCCCUGGUCGUUGGCGAUGAUCUCCACGUUGCCGUGCUGCCACACGCCGACGCACGAGUAUGUGGUACCCAGAUCUAUUCCAAUGGCUGGCAUUUUGUUUGUCUUCGGAUUCUCUUCACACUCAAUAAUAACAAUAACGUUGAAUAAACUUGCGUUGCGAGUCUAGUAAACUCAAACUCCUCGGUUUGCACCGAACUCUCUUCGUCUGCUUUGUAUCGCGUUUCAAAUAAUU
Molecule: messenger RNA, 4544 nt
Organism: Spodoptera frugiperda (fall armyworm)
Lineage: Eukaryota; Metazoa; Arthropoda; Insecta; Lepidoptera; Noctuidae
Product: heat shock protein 68-like
Exons: 2
Coding region: 589-3534 (981 amino acids)
Biological process (GO): cellular response to unfolded protein; protein refolding
Cellular component (GO): cytoplasm
Molecular function (GO): ATP hydrolysis activity; misfolded protein binding; ATP binding
Source: RefSeq, a predicted model, not a curated record